AUGGCGGCGGUGGCGUACACCCUCACCUUCCUAAGCGAGAAGCCAGAGGGGGAGAGCCGAAUAGACAAGGCCUUCCAAAUAUUCUGGGAGCGACUGGAAGCUCUACUGUCCCCAGGGAUGGGGCCCAACGCCCGAAAGCACACUCAAUUAAGCAAAACCACAAGGAGGAAGGCACAGUCACCCCAGGCACCGAGUCGCCCAGCGGGACAGAGGCUGCGAGAAACUAACAGACAAAAAGUAACCGGAGACCCAAAAGGCGACAAAAAAAGCAAGGCGGCAACCUUCGGGAGACGGCAAGUAAAGAUGCAGAAGCACUCUGGUCGGUCACUCCACGUACCUGAUGGUGGUGUUCCGACACUGAGAGGAACGCACAGAAGAAACACACGCACCGCACCAGACCCGACAGGCAGUAAACAAGGCAGCGCGACCUUACCCGUUACAGUCCACGCUGCACCUCGAGUAGCUGAGAGACUGCACUCAUUGUGGGUCACAACUGGAAUGGAUCCCAGACAAGGGGGCAUCUUUGUACAGCCCUACCACAGCUUUCCGACCUUGGGCAUAGGCUGA
Pelobates cultripes (western spadefoot toad) is the source of this 567-nucleotide messenger RNA. The record is from the annotation of a GenBank genome assembly. NCBI's taxonomy places the organism in Eukaryota, Metazoa, Chordata, Amphibia, Anura, Pelobatidae.